This is a messenger RNA of Vitrella brassicaformis, 2259 nucleotides long. The record is from the annotation of a GenBank genome assembly. NCBI's taxonomy places the organism in Eukaryota, Vitrellaceae.
CUGGAAUGUAUGUCGUACAGACAGCGUCAGUCAGUCAGUCCAGCACUCACUCUCUCUCACUUAUCUAUCGACACACCACACCCACCACCGGCCUCCCCUCCCUCGCCCUAGGUACCAAUCUGAUUCUUGAAUCAAACAAACAACCUGAGGCGUUCAUCGUUUCGCCUCACUCACCUGGCCCUGCUGCUUCUGCCGUUGCCGUUGGUCUUGUGUGAGUUACGCACCGACAUCUCGUGCCGGACAGACAAGAAGUCCUUCAUCGACAGGCCAAGCUUCUCUGUCCGCCAGUUGCUCAGAAGUGGCUCCCUCGCCAUAACAGCGGCAAGAGCUCGCGAGUCAGCUGCAGACAUACAUAUGGCCAUGUAUGUGUUGUAGCUUAAGAGCGUCAGUUGACUGCCUGAUGUGGCUUUCCUUGUUUCUUCUUACCCAGCGCAUUGUGGGCGUCUGUGAAGUCACCUCCGACAAGCCGGGCGUACAGGGCGCCAAGGCCCAAGCUGUCACCAUCUACACACACACAUAUACACGCAAAGAGGGCAGUGAGGACAGUACGCCAAUGAAUCGAGAUCGGAAACGCACAAUGCACUGCAAUGCUCUUCACUUCCGACUUGGCCCACCUGUGAAUGCGAUCUCCUUCUGCCUGAGCUUCCGCGCAAACCGCAGCGAAUCGACAACCGUAUGCACACCCAAACGCUGCACAGGAACGCAGGCAAGACAGCGACUGUACAGAAGUGGCGUGGCCAGCAGCCUAUCCCUAUCAUUCGCAUACCUGUUGGACGAAUGCAGGCCCACUAAUGUCCCCGAAUGCCUUCCUUAUCGAGUUGAACAGCAGCGGCAGGUCAUAUGAGAAGCCACUGUGAGCCACCAGCCACACAGGAAGGCCCGGCGACGGCGAAGGACCCCCAUCUCCCCAUCCCUCUCCCGCCUCAACCCCCUCGUCGCCAGAUUCAGCCUCCGCCUCCACUUCCCUUCGGUCACUGUCUGUGUCAGACAGGGCGCUAUCCUCAGCGCUGUCAUGGUCCAGCACGUUGGAAGGGCUGUAUGUUAAGGCGCUGCAGUCGGCAGGGGAAGCAGUGGUGGACUCCACAGGCUCGGCUUUGUUGGUCGCAGCAGCAUGGGGGUCCGCUGGUUUGGUAGAGGGCGGUGGGUCGUCGGUUGGCGAUGAUGACGCGCUACCGUAAGUGUGCCGCAAGGCGAGAAUCCACUCUUCGAACUCGAGCAACGCCUGCUCCAGAGUCACGCCUGACGGAAAGAUGAAAGGCACAGUGACAGAGAUUAGCGGGUUGUGCUAUCAAUGAGAUCUAUAUGUUCCCCUUACCCUCUUUCUCCAGCAGUGCGGUGUCGAUGCCGGUCAGCGAGGCCACCGUGUCGUUGACGAAGACCUUCCGCCCCCCACCCUUCGUCCUCACAAACCGUCCGAAUUCCCCGCCUUUGGCUCCCCUGCCGCCGUCGGUCGUGCCGUCGUCGGCGGCGCUCGCAUCGUCCACGGGAAUGGGUAGCCACUCGCCGUCCCGGAACAGAUUCGCCACGGCAGCUAUCUGGAUGAUAUCGGCAAAGUUGGGGCUGAGGUGAGUGCCCUCCAAAUCCUGGACAUACAUGACAUGCAAGCACACGCACACAGAUAGGAAAGGAAGCAGUACUGCGGUGUAGUCAUAUGAAGCGGCUGCGUGUCUUCUCUGCUCACCCAGAACACGCAGAUGACACCACCUUCGGGAACAGCGAUUUGGCAGAACUUCUCAGCAGACGUGCGGACGCCCGAUGCUGAUGCCGUUGAGCGAGAGGGCUCGGCAGCCAAAGAAUCGUCUGGAGCUUCACGAAGCACUUGUUUUACUGCAUCUCGCGACACGUUUCUGAGUAACAAACACAGACACACACAGACCACAGUCAGGUCGUGCAUCACGUCACGCACUCCUGUGUGUGUGUGUGUGACCUCUUGAUGCCUUGGUUGGGGUCCUUGAAGCGCUGCCAGUCGUCUUUCCGCAGCAGCCAAAAGUCGACAAACGUCCAGUCCUGACUCACGCCGAUGAUCUCGGCCACUGAGCCCUUUCUCCCUUCAAAGGCGUCAGGAUCCACCUCAACGAUGGCACCGACCUCCAGCGAAAGAAAUCUGACCUCAAGGUCGUCGGCAUCAGCAAGGAGAGGUCCUGGCGGGGAGAUGAGAGGGGAAGGGGGUGCUGCAGCGGCUUCCAUUGGGUUGACGUGACGAUGAUGAAGCUGUUGCAGUCAGUCGCUUUUCCUGUUCUGUCGCUCUGCGCUUUUGAG